CCGCUUGAGGUCUCCCUUUUGAGAGAGAGCGAGCGAGCGAGGAGAGAGAGCGAGAUAGAGAACACUGAUGUGUAGAGAGCAGGAACUGGGAGUAAGAGUAGCGUGGAAUUCACACGGAAUAUUCAUCUGUACAUUUCGUUGGCUAUAUUUUUCAUAAUAAUUAUUGCGACGUGGACACUAUUUCUCAUGUCUCAGAUGUGAUCGUGUUUUCAUCACAUCACUGCCCCCGGUGUCCAGUGAGUGACAACUACAGUGGGUAUUAUUUAACUACGCUCGAACAGCCUUCAGCCUUCACUUUCGAGGUUUUGGAGUCGAUCAAUUAGUUGAAUUAGAAAAUACAUUCUCAACAUGGCUACGGAUCAAGAAAAGAAUAAACAGCUUUUGAUAAAGCUGUUGGAGAGACCAGGGAACGGGAGCUGUGUGGAUUGCGGAGCUGCAGACCCGGAGUGGGCGUCCUACACCCUGGGUGUGUUUGUGUGUCAGAGCUGCUCGGGUCUCCAUAGAAACAUCUCCCAGAUCAGCAAAGUCAAGUCUGUCCUGCUGGACCCAUGGAGUGAUGCAGAGGUAGAGUUUAUGGCAUCCAACGGCAACGAUGCUGCUAAAGCCAAAUAUGAACAGAAGGUGCCUGUUUUCUACUACCGUCCAACACACAGAGACUGUCAGCUCCUUCGGGAACAGUGGAUCAGAGCCAGAUACGAGAGGAAGGAGUUUGUGUGUGUGGAGAGACAGGAGCCUUACUCUGCGGGGUACCGAGAGGGGUUUCUAUGGAAACGGGGCCGAGAUAACGGACAGUUCCUGAGCCGAAAAUGUAUUCUGUCAGAGCGGGAUGGUGCUCUGAAGUACUUCAACAAGCAUGAUGCCAGAGAGCCCAAGGCUCUGAUGAAGAUCCACACCCUGAACGCCUCCUUCCAGCCUGGGAAGAUAGGCCAGCCCCACGGCCUGCAGGUCACCUAUCUGAAGGACAACAGCACUAGGAACAUCUUUGUCUACCACAAGGAUGGCAAGGAAAUGGUGGACUGGUUCAACGCCAUCAGAGCAGCCAGAUUUCACUACCUACAGGUGGCUUUCCCUGGGGCCCAUCACGCUGAUUUGGUGCCAAAGCUAACACGAAACUACAUCAAGGAAGGCUACAUGGAGAAGACGGGUCCAAAGCACACAGAGGGCUUCAAGAAGAGAUGGUUCACUAUGGAUGACAGGAGACUCAUGUACUUCAAGGAUCCUCUGGAUGCCUAUGCGCGCGGUGAGGUGUUCAUUGGUAGUAAGGAGAACAGCUACACUGUGCUCCCCGGCCUUCCCCCAUCCACCCAGGGCUACCACUGGCAGUUUGGCAUCACCAUAGUAACGCCCGACAGAAAGUUCCUGUUUACGUGUGAGACCGAGGAGGAGCAGCAGGAUUGGAUGGCUGCCUUUCAGGGUUUGGUGAAUCGACCUAUGAUGCCCCAGGAAUAUGCAGUGGAGGCCCACUUUAAGCACAAGCCCUGAGAGGAGGAGGACAAGAAGGAAAAAGAGGGAGGCUGGACAUAUCCCCUGGAUGAAGACAGAUAAAUAGGAUCCUUCUCCUCAUAAGAGAAAAAAAUAUAUACAAUUAAAGAUAAACCACACAGAGCAGUAAAAGAGGGGGUAGAGAGGACUACAGAGGGUGGUGUUACUGUCCUGUUGCCAUACUCCUCUACUCUGCCUUACCCCAAAUCCUGCCCAUAUAUAAUGAACAAAAAUAUAAAACGCAACAUGCAACAAUUUCAACAAUUUUAUAGAGUUACAGAUCAUAUCAGUCAAUUGAAAUAAAUUAAUUAGUCCCUAAUUUAUGGAUUUCACGACUGGGCAGGGGCACAGCCAUGGGAGGACUAGGAGGGCAUAGGCCCACCCACUUGGGAGCCCAGCCAAUCAGAAUUAGUUUUUCCCCAUUAAAGUGCUUUAUUACAGACAGAAAUACUCCUCCGUUUCAUCAUCCGCAAGUGAAAAAGCCGGAUGUGGAGGUCCUGGGCUGGCGUGGUUACAUGUGGUCUGCGGUUGUGAGGCUGGUUGGACAUACUGGCAAAUUCUCUAAAACGACGUUGGAGAUGGCUUAUGGUAGAGAAAUUAACAUUCAGUUAAUUGGCAACAGCUCUGGUGGACGUUCCUGCAGUUAGCAUGCCAAUUGCAUGGUCCCUUAAAACUUGAGACAGCUGUGCCAUUGUGUUGUGUGACAAAACUGCACAUUUUAGAUUGGCCUUUUAUUGUCCCCAGCACAAGGUGCACCUGUGUAAUGAUCCUGCUGUUUAACUGUCUUUAUAUGCCACACCUGUCAGGUGGGUGAAUUAUCUUGGCAAAAGAUAAAUGCUCACUAACAGGGAUGUAAACAAAUGUGUGCACAAAAUUGGAGAGAAAUAAGCUUUUUGUGCACAUGGAACAUUUCUGUGAUCUUUUUUUUCAGCCCAUGAAACAUGAUACCAACACUUUACAUGUUGCAUUUAUAUUUUUGUUCAGUAUAGUUGGAAAGAGAGCCCAGAAUUAUGUUGACCUCCUUAACUCAUUAGAAGUCCCACCAAGUUGACAACACCCUUCAAUGGCGCUGCUAGUGCUGAGUGAUUAGUGCUCUUUGAGGUCGGUUUCGGUUAGAUAAGAAAAUAAUCAAGUAUUUUUUACAUUAAAUGCGCUAUUCAUAAUGUGGGUUGAAUACUGUAACACAGAAUAAAACAAAUUAAUAAAAUUCC
Molecule: messenger RNA, 2693 nt
Organism: Salmo salar (Atlantic salmon)
Lineage: Eukaryota; Metazoa; Chordata; Actinopteri; Salmoniformes; Salmonidae
Product: arf-GAP with dual PH domain-containing protein 1
Biological process (GO): positive regulation of GTPase activity
Cellular component (GO): intracellular membrane-bounded organelle; cytoplasm; plasma membrane
Molecular function (GO): phosphatidylinositol bisphosphate binding; GTPase activator activity; phosphatidylinositol-3,4,5-trisphosphate binding
Source: RefSeq, a predicted model, not a curated record